This is a messenger RNA of Aureobasidium pullulans EXF-150, 2513 nucleotides long. RefSeq lists its product as uncharacterized. Lineage: Eukaryota; Fungi; Ascomycota; Dothideomycetes; Dothideales; Saccotheciaceae. The transcript has a single exon. The record is from RefSeq and is a predicted model, not a curated record. Gene Ontology annotation, biological process: positive regulation of gene expression. The coding region runs from base 232 to 2118 and encodes 628 amino acids.
CUGGGAAAACGAGUCGUUUCGAUGCUCGCGUAGCGCCAUUCCCGCAAACGAGGUCCUACGUAAGCAGCGAAUGGUGAAAUCUCAGUCUCGAUACAGCAUGCCAGUUGAUCGCUCAAAUAGCGUGCAUAGCCACAUCUCGGACAGCGAUCGGUAUUCUUAGAAGGUCAACAGUCUCCGCAUUUUCACGUGUUGGCCGAUUGUCGUGAUUCAGCAUCCUUGACAGGCGCAACCAUGAGUCGAACAGAGAAGGACGGUCAGAAGAAUGAGGCGCCCGAGCCCAUUCACCUCGACGCCGACCGUCAGCCAACGACUGGAGGAGGUGAAGGGAAGGACGCCGAGAAGCAGGGCCUGCUGAAUGGAAACGCCCAUCACGACCAUUCACACGAGGAACGCGCCCAAGAGCAAGAGGAGAAGAACGAGAAGAGCGCGCAAUCGGCGCAGGAAGGCUCGACAGACGACCAGCCUGCCGGAGGAUACGAUGCGACACCAGUGCCUCGAGCGCCGCCGGGCUGGACCGUCAAGAUCACCUUCCACCGUGCGACGAACCUGCCCAUGGCCGACAUCAACUCCAUGUCGUCGGAUCCCUUUGUGCUCGCCCAGAUCAACACUGCCAUGCCGAAGCGUCAUAAGGAAGACCCUCUGUUGCGCAUGCGUACUCCCACCAUCCGUCGCAGCACCGAACCCGAGUGGAACUUUGACUGGAUCGUUGGCAAUAUCCCCUCGUCAGGCUUCAAGCUCAAGGCCCGCGUCUAUGAUGAAGACCCCAACGACCACGAUGACCGUCUCGGCAAUGUCCACAUCUCCAUCCACGACCUCAAUGAAAAUUGGGCCGGUAUCCAAGAGCAGCCCUACAAGAUCAUGAAGCGUUCAGGCAGCAAGAGAGCCUAUGCAGUUCGCGCUGUUGCUACUUGUAUGAGCAAGGCGAAACACAUGCACGGUGACCUCUACGUCAGCAUUGAGCUGCUCGGGCGCACUGACAUUGACAACGGCGGCCAUGUCUUUACCCUUGGUCCUUCGUGGAUGAUCAAGCAUCAAGCCCCUAUGCUUGGUCGCAUCGCCGGUCGCAAAGAGCCUAGUGGGAACUCUAGCGAGACGGAGAAGGAAAAGGCCAAAACAGAACGCUACAACUUCCAGGCCAAUCAGAUUCAAUUCCGCGGUCCCGUCCCAGACGGCCUCUACCACCGCUAUGUCGAGUUCCGUCCUUUUGUCAAGGCCAUGUUCACUUCGACCGGAGUUCGUGGAUGGGUCCUCUCAAAAGCCCUGCACCAUCAGCAUGCUCGCGUCUAUAACUUCGACCGCUUCACAAAAUGGGGCCACUUCCCUCAGGGCCCAUGCAGAGAAAUGACACAGGCAUUCCUCGACCUGGUCCACUAUGAUCAAGGUGGUCGUAUCUUUACAUAUGUCCUGAGUCUCGACUCGCUCUUCCGCUUCACAGAGACCGGCAAGGAGUUCGGAAUCGACAUGUUGAGCAAGCAUACCAUGCACAGCGACGUAAGCGUCUACAUUGCCUUUUCUGGUGAAUUCUUCAUCCGCCGCUUGAAGUACAAGAACAAGCCUCCGCCACCAGAUGCAGCCGACAGUGGCAGCGCCAGCAGCGAAAACGGCGAUCACCAACAUGACGGCUCCAACGAAACACACCCCCCUCACGACAUUUCCGAUGGCCCACCCAACGAUGACCCUCCGAAAGAUCCAGAACAUUACCAACUAGUCAUCGACAACGACAGCGGCACCUAUCGUCCAAACGCCAAAAUGCUUCCUUUGCUCAAGAAAUACCUCGCCGCAAACCUUCCCGGUCUUCACAUCCAAACUCUCGACUGCCAAGCCGACGAACAGAAGAUGAACCGUAUGAAGAAGGCCCAACGCGACAAGAAGAAGAAGGAAGGCGAUCAGAUCGUUUAUGCUCAGGCCGGUAGCGACGCCAGCAGCAUCAGCAGUUCCGACGAAGAGCAACUGGACGCUCUUGAAGAAGCCGCUGGAAAUGAAGACAGCAACAACGUGUUUGGCGAGCAUGGGCUUGCGCAUCAACUCAAACAAGAUGCUGGACUCAAAGGCAAAGCCAAGCUAGGUCACUGGAAGCAAAAUCUUCCCGGUCAAAAUAGGCCCCAGGGUGAUGAGUAGAAAGGCCCAGGUCGAUGAGUAGAAAGGCCCAGGUCGGUCUUUGACAAUAAUCAAGAAAACCCAAGGUGGACUGGGAUAAUGAUGAUGUGAGAGCGCGGGAUCGCUCCGUGCGAAAUGUGGUUUCCCCUUUGGAUUGGAAACUCGACUUAAUAUUGCCUCUUUCUUUUUCUGCAAACGUUCUGUCAUUCCUAACGAAGACUUCACGACUCCCCCCUUUCUGUAUACGUUCAGUAUAUCUUAGAUCGCUUUUGUUUCUGUUUUACGCGCUAUUCGCUGUCGUUAAUGUAUACUUUGUUUGCAAUACCCAAUUAUCCAGUUUAUCUCGCACCGUCGUCGACCCACUUUCUCUUGUUCUCUGGCUUCUUCUCUCUCUCAACGUUCAUGACGGACACCGU